Molecule: messenger RNA, 2748 nt
Organism: Macrobrachium nipponense
Lineage: Eukaryota; Metazoa; Arthropoda; Malacostraca; Decapoda; Palaemonidae
Product: beta-alanine transporter-like
Exons: 12
Coding region: 407-1942 (511 amino acids)
Biological process (GO): transmembrane transport
Cellular component (GO): membrane
Molecular function (GO): transmembrane transporter activity
Source: RefSeq, a predicted model, not a curated record
GCUGUCUGCAGGCUGCCUGUUAACACGACCAGUUGUACACAAGGCCACGCUCUGCUAGGCCGGCCGUACGCCUUUUUCCUACCAAGCGACUUAGCCAAACCUAACUUGCUAUUUGUGUCUGUCCAUCCAUCUAUAGUUAAGAGUGGAACUGAGAAUAUUCGUGAGACGUCGCACUAACAGUGACACUGAAAAGAAGCCAAGACUUCUUAGCGAAUCCUGGAAAGUGGGAAGAUCUUUUUCUGAGUCACUGGCAGUUUAGAGAGACCGCAAAUCGGCAGGAACAGCAAAGCCCCUACGCGUCGUCAUGUAGCUGGAAGUGAGAGCCUACAUACUCAGAGUGGGUUGGUAAGGGUAUUAGGCUUCUCCUGGGGUUUACAUCCGUAGAGUUUCUCAAUCCUCCUCAAACAUGGCUAUUGCUGCAGGGUUGGACGGCGUCCUGACCUACCUAGGAACACCCCAUCCACGGGUCACCAUUCAUCUCCUCCUGACAAUAGGUAUGGCAGUGUUAGGACUGGGGUCCAUUGAAGUGUCAACACUCCUGCCGCUCCCACUAUACAGCUGUUGGGGAGGUUUGAUGCCAAAAGACUUGAACAAAAGAGUAUGUAGUGGAGUAUCUCUUCUGCCAGAAGUACGACAUGAUGACCAUCGUCUGGUUUUUGUUUGUGGUGACAAAGCGUGGCAGCCCAACACCUUCCCAGGAGCCAUACUCAUAGGGGUACGAGUGUUUGUGGCAAUGCUAGCUGGCAUCUGCAUGGAUAUGUUUGGCCGCAGAAGGUCUGUUGUUGCGUGGAUGGGCCUGUACUUCGUCGUGGCAUUUGCUCGAGCAUUCUCACCAAACGCUGAGGCUGUAGUGUUCUGUGUCACGAUUGAAGGGGCGGCUGCUCAGGCGUCCACACUCGCACUUCUUUUGCUUGCUACGGAAGGGAGCACCCAAAAAGAAUGUGUCCGAUCUGCCUGUUUGGUGCUUCUGGGCCACGCAGUAGGGGUGGCAGCUGGAGCACCGCUCAUCACCACCUAUGUUCCAAGAUCAGUUUAUAAGCAGAUGGCUCGAAGCUUACCUGCUCUUGUGUUCGUCUUAUUUUUGAUAGCUCUGCCUGAAAGCGCGCGUUGGGCCGUGUGUCGGGGAAGGAUCCACGAAGCUAUCAAAAUACUCAAGAGAUCUCACCACAUGGCCUUUGACCCCACAGUUCAGGCGAAGCUGUCGUCCCUGUACCAGGAGCACAAAAUGUCAGUGGGGCAGUACAAAUGUUCUGGACAAGCUUUGCGGGAGUCUCUGCAGCCCAUUUUUAGGACGCGCAGGAUUUUUGUGGUUUUCCUGCUGUUCGCCCUCUGUGGCCUGGCUGCUGGAUGUGCUGUCAGCGCUGUCUUCUUAUAUGACCCAGCAACAUUCAACAGCUUUGAGGACCGGCAAGUUGCUCUUGGAGUCAUAGAAUUCUUUGCCCUGUUGAUGAUGGGUCUGACUGUGUCGCGCCUCUCAGUCAAGUUCGUCCUUGUGGCCUUAAUGUGCUGUGUCUCUGUCGCCCUGCUGCUUGUCCCACUGUUGGAGGAAGCAAGUGUUGGCAGCUGCGGAGGCCAGCUAUUCUUCACCUGCCUCGGCCACAUGUGUGUGGUCAUGACUACAGUAUGGCUGGGCGUGGGUGCCAUCAGAAUGACUCCCACCCACUCUAGGGGCGCAGUGCUGGGAUUCACCUUCGCUAUGGCCACGCUUGGACAUGCGCUUGCUUAUCUAAAUGUCGCUGAUGGUUUGUCAUUCAUAACUCACUGGGGCAUCUAUGGUGAAGUUGUGGUAUGGGCACUGGUGAGCUUCAUUGGAGGGCUGUUGACGUUUAUGCUUCCCAAAAUGCCCAAAUGCCUCCCGGACACAAUUACUCACAUGAUUUUCUACAAAGUAGAGAAGAAGAGGAAGGAAUAUGUGGUACAGCCGUGUACCGUAACCCUGUGAAUGAUUAGUCUGAUCUUUCCUAGAUAGUGACUCCCACGGGUUUUAACCUGGUAUGUAUUCACCUUUAAGCCGUGUUUAGCACAGGCCCGUUGGGGAUUGCCGUAAAAACAUCAAAGAAACACUGUAAAUAUCAUGAAGAGAAUGACCCCCAAGAAAUAUUAGUUCUAGAUAACGAAUCCCGAAAACCCUUGGGUGUCACUAUCUAGGAAGAUCCGAUUACAGUGCGUUUACUUUUCUAAGAUCGCUGUGGUGUGGCUUGUACAGAUAUCAUACGUUGCCAAUUUUCACGUUAUGGUAAUCAUAUUAUUAUCAUGGAGUCUACUGAAAUAGUUUUCAUCUCUUGAAAUGUGGUUCUUUGUUUCCAUCAGAUAUUUUGGAUAUAUCUUAUUUCGUAUAUUCUUCGUUAAAACCUCAGUUUCAUUAACGAAAAUGAAGAUAUUUUUUCCCCGGCGAUGCCAGAUCUGAGGUUAGGGGACCUAUGAUUUUUAAGAGGAUUUAAAAGGUCAUGGUCAAUAUCAUUAAAGGAUACUCGCUCUCGAUCACCCACACUGUGAUAAGUAUGAAUGGACAGCCCAAGUGACUCGCAAACGCCUUCACCCACCACCUGAGACCUAGGAAAUAUUCUAUAAUUUCCUGAAAUACUUCAUUUUAUAAAAAAUCAUGAAUGUCCUGUAACUUAUGUUUCGAAGGCUAUCCAGAGAACAUCUGAAGCAACAAAAGCGUCAGAAUUGACUAUUCGUAGACUUAACAAGGAAGCAAGAGAGACGGGAAAUAUAGUGGAAUCUCCAGUAUUUCAAAAAAGAAAA